This is a messenger RNA of Fusarium verticillioides 7600, 1308 nucleotides long. RefSeq lists its product as hypothetical. The coding region runs from base 1 to 1308 and encodes 435 amino acids. The record is from RefSeq and is a predicted model, not a curated record. The transcript has a single exon. Lineage: Eukaryota; Fungi; Ascomycota; Sordariomycetes; Hypocreales; Nectriaceae.
AUGAAUCCCUGUGCGCCAACAUUUGUCCCCGUUGAACCUUCAGAAGAUGAGUUCUCUUCCGACGAAGAUGGAUCUUCUACUCCAUCUUCCAUGGAAGCACGACAUCCAGAUCAAGAUGUGCGCUCGCCUCGAGCACGACCCCGAGGUAGAACAAUUCCUUCCAUUACUAUCGACCCCGAAGGAUACGAAGCUAUGUUCCCUGCUCUCCAAGCUGUGAACACAGUUGACCCUCUCAGGAUUCGGAGUCCGAAAAUGAAAAAGAAACAACGAAGCAGGCGCUGUAGGUCCAGAGGCAAAGACGACCGGGCCUUGUCUUCAAACUCGGUUAAUGACGAGCGGUUGAGCCUAGGGCAUCAGUCCUCACAGUCCUUUGAUGAUGAGGAAGAGAAUAGUAAAGAGCCUCCCCUGGAAUAUCUGAAACCGACGGUUUACACUCCGAGGAAGUCGCUUGAGUUCCUCAAACCUGACGUUUAUACACCUCCGGCCUCAUCUCACAACUCUUCCAGCCGUCCUAAAACCCGGGCAAACACGCGGCCGGCUGACGCCAGAGCGAGAACCCGGUCUCCUAAGAGGGCAUGGAGACCACCAACCCCCCAUCCAGACGGUAGACCGCGAGGCUCCAGAUUACGACGUACACCUUCUCCAAACCAGAGAGCUAUGUCAUUGGCUGGGUAUCCAGUUCCUCUAGUUUUCCCGAAUCCCACUUACAGCCACUUUCCAUCAGACCGGUCCCAUCCAAUGAUACAUCCUCCGAUCAACUAUGCGCCACAUAUGGGACCAUCUCUGGUGCCGCCUACGAUGCCAUACUCGCCUCUAACAUUGCCUCUGGCCCCGGUCCCGUGGUCAGCCCAUUCGGCUCAACCAGGAAUGAUGAUGGACUAUCCGGUGGACUAUGAUAGUCGUUAUGCACAAAUGGAUUGGCCUUCAUUUGAGGGGGGGAGUGGGAUGUAUUAUGCGCCGCAGCCGCCACAGCAUUUCGUUUAUUAUCAGCCAGAGUCACAUGGACGACGACAAAUGCAGCCCUAUAGUCAAUACCGAAUGCAUUUGCAGCCUCCUCAAAGGUCUGAGUUGUACCCAGCUUCCCAGGGCAGUGAUUCACAAAGUGACUCGAGGACUCAGCCUACAGGAAGCCAGCAUGAGAAAAAGGCUAGUACCUCUAGUUCCGCCAAGGCAAGCAACUUUAGCUCCGGUGCAGCUACCAAUGUGUCUGAUACGACGACCCCUUUGAGAACUCAAUUCGAUAUAAUCAAUGAUCAAAGUGGAGGGGCACAGCUGAGGUCAAAGUACAACAAGUAUCCUGAUAUUUAG